Molecule: messenger RNA, 2790 nt
Organism: Lodderomyces parapsilosis
Lineage: Eukaryota; Fungi; Ascomycota; Pichiomycetes; Serinales; Debaryomycetaceae
Exons: 1
Coding region: 1-2790 (929 amino acids)
Biological process (GO): eisosome assembly
Source: RefSeq, a predicted model, not a curated record
AUGUCUCAUUCAGUUUACCAAACUUCAGGUAAGCCAUUGUCCAAAGAGGCAUUGUACCAUCAAAGAUUGAAGCAAGGUAUUUUCCAGUCUCCUAGUGGAACGAUUGUUGGUGUCAAUAGCAAUGCUUCAGAUACUGCCGCCUUGUUAGCCGCCUCGUCAGACUUGUCUGUCAAACCAUCAUAUGAACGUACUGUUGCACCUGAAGCACAAACCGCAGCUUUGGUUGCCAAGCCUCGUGAAGUCAACAUAUGGAAGAGAAACAAGGAAGAUACCGAUGCCGCUGAUGCCGCUUUAUCAAGUCACUCCAAGACUGAUUCCUUGACCAGUCAAUCAAGUCAGCAACCACAUACAGUUGUCAAAGUUGGCAUUCCGUCAGCUUUGAACAAGUCUUCUAUUUACAAAGUUGCUCAGGAAAAAUCAACUAGUACAAUGACUUCAAGAAUUGAUCCAAUUAGAGAUGUUUCAAGAUCAGGUAUUCAAUCCAAAUAUGGUACACAAUCUUUGAAUAUCAGCAAAAUUAAUCAAGUGGCAACGAAAAAGUCUAGUAGCACUUUGAAUUCCAGAUUCAAUCCCGAAUUGGAUUAUAGAUCUGGUUUGAAGAAGGACAAACCAGCAGAGUUUUUGAACCAAGAAGAAGAGGAUUUGGCAGCAUCUGGUGCAAAUGCUUCCUUGUACAAGACUCCUUCAGUCCCUGAUUAUGCUUCACAAACUAGAUCCACUACUUUCAAAGCUCAAGAUGUUGUUAAUUCCACCUUGUUGGCUGCUGCUGCUGCUAAAGCCAAUGAUCGUUUAAGUACAUUGAAUGCUAAUACUCCGCAAUCAUUAAAGGCUCAAGCUCAAUUGUAUGCUAAUGCAUUGGCAGUUGCGCAAAAGAAUAGUGAUGAGAGAGCCAAGAAUAGAGUUGCCGGUGUUAUUAAUUUGGGUGGUGGCUUAACUAUUACUCAAGCUGAAUUGAAUCAAUUGGCUGCAACUUAUGUUCAACCAGUUAUUGAUGAUAUUGAACAAAAAGCUGACUCAAAGAGGGAAAUUGAAUUGUCUAAGAAGCAAAGAAAGGCAGAAUUGAAAGCGGCUCAUGAAAGAGCUAAGCAAGAACAACAAGCAGCUAAAGCUAAAGAAAAGCAAGAUAUUGAAAGAGCCAAACAAGAGAGAAUUGCCGCUAAUGAAAAAUCAAAGAAAGCUGAGGAUGAGAAAUUGAAGGAACACGAAAAGACAAGGAAUUCUGAAGUUGAUGCUAAGCAACUCGAGUAUGAAGAGUUGGAAAAGAAGCAUGCUGAAGAGAAAGAACAACUUCUUGCCGAAAAGAAGGAGAAGCAAGAUGAAAUUGAUGCAGAAGAAACUGCCAAGAAGGAAGAGAGACAACAGGAAUUGGAUGAUUUACAAGCUGAAAAGGAUGAAAUUGUGCAACCGGUUUUGGAUGAAUUGGAAGUGGAAAAUUCUAAGUUGAAAGAAAUCACCGAUGAAAGAGAUGCAUUGGCUGAAGAAGUUGAUGGUAUUGAACAAGAAAAGAAUCAACGUGAACAACAAGUUGAAGAAUUGAAUAAUGAACUUGAAGAAACCCAGCUUGCAAUUGACAAAUUGGUCGAAGAAUUGCGUCAAGCAUCUGAAAAACAUGAAACUACAGAUAAGGAAUUAGCUGAUCUCAAGAGUAAGGAAGCACAAGCUAAAGAUGAACAUGCCAACGAAACUUCAAGAUUAGAUGGAGAAAUUGCUGACUUACAAAAGGAGAAGGAAGCCAAGACUGAAGAAAAAGCCAACAAGAAGCAAGAAAUUUUGAGUGCCAUUGACGAAAAAGUCAAGUUUGAAAAGAAAUUCAAUGAAGAAUUACCACCCCAUUUGAAACGUGAUAUCGACGAGGAUAAACUUAGAGAUACUGGAUCGUUAUUUGCUGAAGAUGAAAAGCCAAAAGUAAAAGAGUCAAAGCCAGUAGUGUCUGAAGCUAAAGAGUCUAAACCGGUUGCGUCUGAGGUCAAAGAGUCCAAACCUGUUGCAACUGAAGUAAAGGAUGAUAGCAAACCUGCAAACACAACAAAGUCAUCUACUGGUGGUGGUAAAGUUGCUGAUGGCGAAAUCAAGUCAGUUCCAUUGAUUGCCGUUGCUGAAAAACAUGAUACUCCUAAAGCUACUACUGAAGCGGAGAAGCCAAAGAAGAAGGAAGCUGAAAAAGCAACUGAAAAGAAGGAAUCUUCAACCACCGCUAGUAAGGCUGGUGCGUCGAGUUCCACAAAGCCAACAGUAAAGAAACCAGCUGCUGCUUCCACAACCACUUCUACAACUGCUUCAAGUCCAACAAAGAAGGAGAAAAGCUCGUUUUCAAGGAGGUUGAGUAAUUUUUUCAAAGACCAAUCUAAAGCACCCGCACCCGCUAAAUCUACUCCAGCUAAACCCGCUACGACCAAAUCUACUCCAGCCAAGACUACUCCAGCUAAAUCUACUCCUGCAAGAGCGGCCACUACAUCCAAAGAUGAAUCCAAGCCCAAAACCAAAACCACUGAAUCAAAAGCUGCUUCUAGUGCUGCUGCCCCUACUGCUGCUGAUGCAACCAAGACAACAGCAACAACAACAACAACCACGAAGCAACCAGCAGCUAAAGACGCAGAAAAGGAAGCCAAGUCAUUGGACCCCAAAAAGCCAAAUUCAACCACCACUAGUAAUCCAAAGCGUGCCAACACUUCUGAAACCAAGGAUUCUGAAGAUGGUGAUUUUGGUGAUUACGAUGAUGUUGAUGAUGAGCUUUCCUUGAAUAACAAGAAACAGAAUGAAGGUGGCUUGUUUAAGGAAGAUGUAUUGUAA